UUGGUAAUGAAUUUUCAACAGUAGAAAGCUUUAAGAAAACAGUCCAACAAGAUGCCAAAGUAGCAGGUUUUGCCUUCAGUGUAUCAUUAUCAAAAGUAUCAGGUGGUAAGAAAGGUGGUUAUACUUCUUUUGUUAUUCUGCAAUAUAUAAUAGGAG
Messenger RNA from Dentiscutata heterogama, 156 nucleotides. The record is from the annotation of a GenBank genome assembly. NCBI's taxonomy places the organism in Eukaryota, Fungi, Glomeromycota, Glomeromycetes, Diversisporales, Gigasporaceae.